Micropterus salmoides (largemouth bass) is the source of this 1941-nucleotide messenger RNA. RefSeq names its product protein delta homolog 1. Bases 244 to 1422 code for a protein of 392 amino acids. Lineage: Eukaryota; Metazoa; Chordata; Actinopteri; Centrarchiformes; Centrarchidae. Gene Ontology annotation, molecular function: calcium ion binding. Gene Ontology annotation, cellular component: protein-containing complex; plasma membrane. Gene Ontology annotation, biological process: establishment or maintenance of epithelial cell apical/basal polarity; heterophilic cell-cell adhesion. The record is from RefSeq and is a predicted model, not a curated record. The transcript has 7 exons.
ACGAUGCAGCAGUCCCAUCAAAACCUCCAGGUCCUCCUCCAGCAGCCGGACCACUGGUAUACCUGUAGUAUCACCUACGACGCUUGGAUUUAAAAAAAAAAGAAAGAAAAAAGAAUAAGUGGGGUCAAAUCAAUCAAAUAUGAUCGAAGCCACUAGGAAUCUGAAAGCCGGUGCGACAUAGCCGACAACUGGGAGCAGACGCAUAUUGUUCAGGACAAAAGGGGGGUCUUGCUUGAAAUUACGAUGCAUCUCACAGCGGUGGUCUUAAUUCUGGUCGUGACAGGCAUCGCCAAAGGUUGGGAAUGCAGCGCAGGGUGCAACACAGAAAAUGGAUUUUGUGAGAAGCCAGGGAAGUGCAGGUGCAAACCAGGGUGGCAAGGAGAGAACUGUGACCAGUGUGUGUCCUUCCCUGGCUGUUUACACGGCACAUGUGAGAGGGCAUGGCAGUGUAUCUGCGAGGAGGGCUGGGUGGGCAGCCUGUGUGACCAAGAUACUCGCCUGUGCUCAUCCAGGCCUUGUGCUGGUAAUGCCACCUGCGUUGAGACAGGAGAGGGAGGAUACCUGUGCAUCUGCCCCCAUGGCUACACGGGUGAAAACUGCCACCUGAAGAGAGGACUUUGCCUCACAAAUGGCUCUCCUUGUCAGAACGGAGGCACCUGUAUGGAUACUGAUGGCUCAGCAGCACACUCUUCUUGUAUAUGUCCCCCUGGAUUUUCUGGAGAUUUCUGUGAGAUAAGCAUUGACAGCUGCCAGCCUAACCCGUGCCUCAACGGUGGCAACUGUACAAAUCAUGGCCUGGCCUUCACAUGUGUCUGUCCGCACGGAUUCACUGGUUUCACUUGUAAUGACAGCACUAGCCUCUCUCCCUGCGCUGGCAGGCCCUGCGCCAAUAGUGGCACGUGUGUUGGUCAACCUGAUGGAACCUUCCGGUGCGUUUGCCAGAAAUGGUUUACAGGUCCCACAUGUUCCCUGCAGCACAAGCCGAAGGCCAGGUCCAGGCCGGUUGGCGCAAGGCCUGUGGACCACAGAGUGUUCGCGCUGACUCCGCAGCACUACUCCCUCCCUGCUCACACCUUCCACAAGCUUCUCAGACCGCCUGAGAGAGAUCUGCUUAAGAUCACCCUAAAGGAGACAGUCCACUCGUCCGGUGUCCUUGUCACCCAUGGUCAGCUCGUCUGCUUCGGCAUGCUGGCCCUGAUCACCUGCCUGGUCAUCCUGGGCACAACAGGCAUUGUGUUUUUUGGCCGCUGUGAGACAUGGCUGGCUAAUGCCAAGUACAGCCAGCUUGUUCGGCAGCAAAGGGAACACCUGCUGAGAGAAGCCGGCGCCACGAGCCAGGAAGAGCCGGAGCACUCAGUAAAUAUCAUCCUGCCGGAGAAGAUUAGACUCACCAGCUUUGGGAGAAACUACACCUCCAUCUGAUUAAAUCGUCUCUCCCUAUUCCCCUCUCCCUCUGGAAGGAGUUUAACCCCUUGAUGCCUGAAUUUAUUUACAAUUAAAAAAAAAAGAAAAACAUUAUGUAUGUUGCAAAUUAGCGACAACAGGCAUAAACGAGAAACCAGUGCUUGCAAAAGGUUCCCAGGUAUGUAUUGAAUAUGCGCAGACAGGUAUUGGGGAAAUACAUGUGCUAUCUCAGCUGCAGUCUGAAAGGGAGAGGUGUGAUGCGAAUUUGCGACAAUCGGCAUUAAGGGGUUAAAAUGAAUGUCUAAAAAUAGCAGGAAGGAAAUACUAUGACUGUUGUACAGUUCUGUUAAUAAAGUCAGACAUGCUGGACUACACUGGAGUAUAUAUGAAUGUAUAGUUCACUGGACUAAGUGGACAACUGUGACCCUGGAUUGUAAAUAUAAUUUUAAUCAUACUGUUGGAAAAACUACCCAUUAAAAAUGUGUUCAAUUAUAAAAGAUGUUCAACUAAAAAGCAUUUUGAAGGCUGCUAAAAAGA